UGCCAAUCUUUAGUCGGCUGGUUCUAGAUAUGCUUGUCAGUCACAAUCCUCGAUUCAAGUAUAUGAAUGGGCAAGAAGAUAAUCAUGCUCCGGUGGAUUGCUGGACAGUCGAAUGCUUGGAGUCACAUGGCCAGCAUGUGACCGGAGGCCUUCAAGGCAGUUCCAAGUUUCAUCAUCCUCCACAUUUCUUCCCGUCUCCUCUCAUUUGUUCCUGAAUCCCGCCGCCAUCUAUCUCAACCCGGAUCGAUCUAGAAGCCGGAUCGCAUCCUCCAAGAUUUGUCGCAGCCACCACCAGCCCCAUGUCGAGAGCGGACGAGAUCACGCAUGCCAUGCGACUGACAUCCAGGUUGAGUGGACUGACCAAGACACUAGACUCAACGGAGCUAAGGGCCUGCUUAUCCGGCGUCGUCAUAAUAUCAGGAAUGGCGUGAUGGACAAUCGACAAACAAAGGAAAGCGUGGCCGACUACGGAGUAUCAUCAAGUAUGAAUGUUGUUCUCCACACGCUUGUGCCAUCCUCACGCUAUCCCGAUGAGGAUUCCAAGAUGACAGCUUUAGAUGAAGGUAAGCAAUCCUCUCAGGAAUCCCGGUUCUUGGCGCUCUUUUUGCUCAUUCCCUGUUAGCUGGGCGUGGAAUAUGAACUCUCCGACACCGCCUCGUGAUGUGUCUCUUUUCUUUUGGCCUCUUUGCGUGUGUGUUUUUCCUCGGAGCGCUGUCUCGGUCGGCCCAAAGUCCACAGUGGAACUGGCGGGUCGGCCUUAUUUAUGGUGGGUCGUCGGGACAUAUUCAGCCC
Molecule: messenger RNA, 792 nt
Organism: Aspergillus steynii IBT 23096
Lineage: Eukaryota; Fungi; Ascomycota; Eurotiomycetes; Eurotiales; Aspergillaceae
Exons: 1
Coding region: 113-622 (169 amino acids)
Source: RefSeq, a predicted model, not a curated record